ACGGAUUUUAAAGUCAAGUUCACAUUUCUUACUGAGGUAUUUUGAGGGCAACCCACGAAAAGGAAGUUACGAAGCAUUGUGGGAAAUGACCUUUGACUUGUGAAACAUAGCGCCUAAAUUUUCGUCAACAUGAGAAAUUUCAAAUUCAAGCUUUCCCGUAGCGCAAGACAGAAGCAAGAACAAGCGAACAAUUCCAGUGAGACGCCCCUAUCAGGAGUCAUCCCCCCCACACAGGCACCAUGUUCCACAACGCAGGCCUCCUUAACGUCGUGGUUCCAACCCCCCUCUAAAGCAACCAUGACCCACCCCCUUAAAGCCCUGUCCACCAAUAACAACUUUGGGAAAGCGACAGAGUUUAAACAUUCCAGCUUGGCUGCGGGUUCAGCGUUACCCAAGCUGCCUGUAUCGUCCGAUGCUCUAACAUCCCCUCCACAGACUUCAAAACCUGUUGCGUCUGUUCAACCAUAUACACCUCAGAACUCGAGGAAUAACAGGCAACAAUCUGAUCAGCAUUCUUCAAAGUCCCGUGGUCUGAACGACUUGUUCAUCAUUGAAGAUUCGCUGCCCGAUGAUUUCGAUGACUUGGAUGAUUUCCUCGAAUCCCCUUUAACAGAUAAAAAGAAGAAGCACAGUCCAAAAGCUGUCAAGAGUAAAGAUUGGAACCCUAAAACCUCAUCAGGAACGAAAGCCGGAGAUUGGAACGGUUAUGAAUGCAUCGACUUGACCAAUAGCAUUGGCAAGCCCGCAGGACAAACUACAAGACAAGAAGUGACAACCAUUAGUCCGGACUACUUGCGGGAGCUGUCGGAUUGUGACGAGAACGCUGAUGACAAACCAAUCAACCGAUCCAGACGACUCAGCAGACGACACAAAGCAGCGUUGAUAACAGACGAGAGCGACGAAGAUGAAAACAAAGAGAAUAACGAGAUGGAUUGCGACCCAGCUCUGCACGGAUACUCAACGAACACCCUGAAGUUUAUGCCAGACACCUGUGAAUUCUUUACGGAGACGCAAAAUGAGGCAGUUACCCAGGACCCCGACGAUCUGAUUGAUAUUCCGAGCCCCUCACCCCCGCCCUCGGAGUACGACUUUUACUCGGAUCCAGACGAUGCCUUCCCAUCAUUCACUGCUCAGGAUCCCACCGAACCAGAGGACGACUACUUCAUGGAGGAAUUCCCAUCGCAGACUCCAGAGGGCGCCCUUGCUCCGAGGCAGUCGCUUCAAGAGAUGAGGAUUAAUCAAGAAUCAGCUGGAUCCUUCAGUGGCGAUAGAGAAACAGAAACGCCAGCAGCUGCUGACUCAAAAGCUUGCUUUUCUCAUGAUGAGAACUUCUAUACCAGUCACCCAACGAUGCAGCCAUUACCUUCAGAGAUUUCAGUGGCUAGUCUACAGGAACGGCUCAACAGCCUAAAGCAACUUAUGUUUGGCGUCAUGGAGCAGAUAUGCGACAACGUAGACACUGCCUUAGUCUCACCAACAGAGGGCGGCAGACUGGAUCACGUCAAACCUCUAUUAUCACUCAGGAAACGAAUGAAAGCCAAACAGAAGCAAGCCGAAGCCAAGCUUAGACAACUCAGCACGGGAACCAAUCGCCAGACUUCAACAAGCCCGUUAACCAACCAAGAAUCCGCGAUCCCCAUCAUCCAUGCGAGGUCGCGACCUCCUGACCCCUCCAACGCUAGUCUCCCCUUCCAGACGCCAAACACGUCCAACACCAGGAUGCCAAACCAAAACGCCUUCAGUUUCAAGUCGAAAACUGGCAACUCGUCCGGGAAGAACUCAGUGACGCCUUUAAACACAACUAACAGAACCCUCAGCACGGUACCCCCACCCCAGGUGACGAACCCCCUUAAACAAGACGUGAUAACCACCCCACUCCAGAGGACGCUUCCCAGCACCAUCAGUAAGAUAAGCCCCGGAUUUGCCUCCCCCGAUGCCGGUUUUGGCGGAGACGGUUUCUAUGACGACUCUCCUGCCAUGCCAACCGCAUCAGUUUUUAACACCACAGCACCAAACUUCACUACUGGGAACAAGAAGAAACCUCUCGAACUUUCUUCAGAGAAGAGACCCCAACCACAACUGGUCAAACAGCACCACAAAUUCAAACCAAGUACUGUACAAAGGGCGUCUGAUCUCUUGUCAACUGAAGUCUCCAUUCGGCACAGUCGUUUCAGUGGAACCAAUUUCCCCCACUCCAAGGAACUGCUCAAGGUGUUCCGUCAGACGUUUGGUUUGCAUCAGUUCCGUCCUGAGCAACUCGAAGCUAUCAACGCCGCGCUGCUCGGUGAAGAUUGCUUCGUUCUCAUGCCAACAGGUGGAGGCAAGAGUUUGACUUAUCAGUUGCCGGGCGUUUUAACGGACGGUGUAACGUUCGUCGUCUCCCCACUCAAGUCACUCAUACAAGACCAGGUCCAGCGACUCGUCUCCUUGGAGAUUCCUGCUGCGCAUUUAUCUGGUGAAUUGAAGUCGGAUUUUGUGGAUUCCAUCUACCGUCAGUUGUCUCUUAGAGACCCAGGAGUCAAGCUGCUCUAUGUCACUCCGGAGAAGAUCAGCGCAAGUACCAAGCUCAUCUCGGCCAUGGAGCAUCUGUAUCACAGGAAGAUGCUUGCUCGAUUUGUCAUCGAUGAAGCCCACUGCGUCAGCCAAUGGGGUCACGAUUUCCGCCCAGACUACAAGAAACUGUGCAAGCUGCGCCAGAAGUUCCCUGGUGUCCCCGUCAUGGCUUUAACGGCUACGGCUACCCCAAGAGUACAGAAGGAUAUACUGCACCAGCUGGCAAUGCCAAAGCCACAGAUAUUCACUCGUAGUUUUGAUCGGAGCAAUCUCCAGUUUUCUGUCAAAAAGAAAGAGCCUCGUAAACUGAUUCAGCACAUCACGCAGCUACUACAAUCCACGUUCAGGGGCCAGUCGGGCAUCAUCUACUGCCUCUCAAGGAAAGAAUGCGAGAAGACGGCCGAAGAUUUAUGCCGGAACGGAAUCAAGGCGUGUCCCUACCACGCCGGCCAGAGUGACUCGGACCGAGCGAGGGUACAGGAGAAAUGGAUCAGCGAUGAAUACAAGGUUGUGUGUGCUACCAUAGCCUUCGGUAUGGGGAUAGAUAAACCGGAUGUACGUUUCGUCAUGCAUUACUCUCUACCCAAGUCGAUGGAAGGCUACUACCAGGAAGCCGGGAGGGCAGGUCGAGAUGGAGAGCUCGCCAAGUGUAUCUUGUAUUACUCCUAUCAAGACGUAACCAGAUUACGCCGGAUGGUGGAAGGUGAUAGAGACAAUAAUUAUGAAGUGACGAAAGUCCAUCUGGACAACCUGUAUCGCAUGGUGCAGUUCUGCGAGAACAGCGUGGAUUGUCGACGCGUGCAGCUGUUGAAUUACUUCGGAGAAACAACUUACACCAAGGAAAAGUGUCUGCAGAAUCGACAGACUGCCUGCGAUAACUGUCUGUCUGGGAGUGCCUACUCCACUGUUGACAUGACCAGCAUCGCUAAGAAGAUUGUGGAGUUUGCUAAGCAGAUCGAUGGAGCUCCGUCAUCAUCAGGCAGGGGAUACAAGAGACGAUACGCCCCCCAGUUCACCCUCAAUCACUACGCUGAUGUACUCAUGGGAAGUAACUCGGCCAAGGUCACUCAGAACGGACACGCCAGCAGCCCGAUCUACAACCUGAUGAAGGGUCGGGAUUAUCAGCGUCACGACUGCGAGAGACUUCUUCGUAAGAUGGUCCUAGAUGGACUACUGCGGGAAGAGUUGGUGAUCGGAGCUCACGAUCAGGCGCUGUGUUACGUCAAAGUCGGACCGAAGGCCUUCGAUUUGCUGUCUGGACGUUCAAAGAUGGAACUAAAAUUGACCAACGCCAAAGCCGCCAAAGCCUUGCAGAUGUCCACUCAAGUUCCAAACGAGGCCCUCAACGCACCGAGACAGAAACUCCUGGAUGAGUUACGAGUCAUCCGCAGGCAGAUAGCUGUGGAAAGCAACAUGAACCCUGAUAACGUCUUCAACGAUGAGACGUUGAGAGAGAUGGCUGACCAGCUGCCGAUGGCCAAAGAGGAACUGGUGGAGCUGACCGGAGUGACCGUUCCUAAAGCCACUCGUUUCGGCCAGCGAUUUCUGGAGACGAUCACCAAAUACCUGCCGGAUAUGUUACAAGAGGAAGAUGAUUUUGCAAGCUCUGAUCCAUCCUCUUCGGUUUAUUUCAACAACACCGUCGCUAACACAGCCACAAAUGCCGGCACAGAUAGCCGAUCGUCCAAACGAGCGCCGCGCAAGAGAAAACGCGAAGGUAACAACAACCCAACGAAGAGUAAACGUGUCCGCGCCGCAUCCAACAAGAGAAAAGGCAACGACGGAAGCGACAGCAACAACGCCUCAAACGGAUUCAACUUCAACAGUGGAGCCGGACACCAGACUACUAAUUUGAAUCAGUUCAAGUUCCAGAAGCCAUCCGGUGGGGGUGGAGGGGGCGGGGGGAAGGGAAGGUUUAAGGGCGGGGGGAAGGUCGGUGGUGGGCAGGGUCGGUUGGGGUUUAUGCCAGAUCCUAAACCCCGACAAGGGUUCGGGAGAAGUUUCCUGGCAAAUGGCGGCCAAUUCCCGGGCUGAUAUUCCCGGGUUAUGAAUAUUCAUGAAGUGAAUUCCAAGCAACGCAGUUCAGCUUUCAAUAAUAAGCAACAGAUUCUUAUAGGAGUAAAUAACCAUGUAUACAAAGAAAAUCAUCUUAACGGCAAAAUUGUAAAACAAAAGCAAAAAAUCACCUUAUAUGCUAUAUUUUGGUGUAAAUUUGGCCUAUAAACCGAAUUGUUUUUCUUAUCUUUUUGUAUCAGCCUGUUUUUUUAUGACUUCAUGAAGCAUUGGAAAGCAUUAGGUUUAUACAGGGUGACUCAGAGACUCUAAACAAAAAAGUUAUGGGAAUUGGGGGCAUUAAAAUAUUUGUUUGGGGGGGGGGGGAAAGACAAAAUAAAAUCUUAAGCCCGUGUAGGCCCAUCGUCAAUGGUCCGGAAAUAAGCCACUAGAGCAACUUGGAAGUGUAGUCGUUUUUAUGAAUGAGAAAUGUAAGAAAACCGCAGAAUGGUGUAUAACAAAUCGACAAUGUUUUCACGAGGUGACAAAAGCCUGCAAAAUCCAAAAAAUGCCGAUUUUGAGUUUUGCCGGCCAAUUUAUUGCACUUGACAAGAAGAAGAAUUUGGCUAAUUUGCUUAAUUGCAAUUGUUUUACUGCCCCUGUAUUUUACAAAUCGCUUAAAGACCACCAGAGGUUAAUUUUAUUACUUUCUUGUUUUAAAUUUAUGUGAAUAUGUUAUUAGAAAUAAAACAUUUUAUAUAUUUGAAUGAAA
Molecule: messenger RNA, 5317 nt
Organism: Patiria miniata (bat star)
Lineage: Eukaryota; Metazoa; Echinodermata; Asteroidea; Valvatida; Asterinidae
Product: Bloom syndrome protein homolog
Exons: 24
Coding region: 130-4587 (1485 amino acids)
Biological process (GO): DNA replication; double-strand break repair via homologous recombination
Cellular component (GO): cytoplasm; chromosome; nucleus
Molecular function (GO): 3'-5' DNA helicase activity; nucleic acid binding; ATP binding
Source: RefSeq, a predicted model, not a curated record